GUAAUAUUUCUGCAUGUUUUUCUUACUAAGAGGAGAAUUUCUGUACUUCAUCGUCUAUAGUUUUCAAUUUUAAUUUCUUGGAAAGAUUUUGAAGUUGAUAUGCUGUCAGAAUAGUUACCCAUAAUUUGUAUGGGGACUCGGGGCAUAAUGUUUUUGUGCAAAUUUUUAAGAGCUUAUGUCUCGAGUACACUGAUCAAACUCCUUGCUUUGAUUCUUUAAACUAAUGUUGUUGAUGCUUAGGACCCAAUGUGAGUUGCUCCUAUAUUAUGGAAAUUGUUGUGUGUAUAAUGUUUACAUGGUUCUGUUUGUUCAUUUCGGGUACUUGAAGGUUGUUUCUUCUCACUCACUUAAGUAGUUCACCGAGGGAAAUCUGUGAAUUUGUUAUGAUAUGAUAAGGAACCCGGGCAAAUAGCAAUUCAAUGUGGCUGAUUAGGUUUCGGGAUUGGGUCAGUACAUUUUGAAAUGCAUAGGAUGCCUUGGAAGUGAAUUUGUUCUGCAUGUCAACUGUGAUUGUGUGUUGGAUUUUAUGUUUGAGAUUCAACUAAAAUUGUCAGUAUUGUCGCUUUAGGGAGUUAAAGUUGAGGGUGGUCUGCGAUGUUUCAUACACUUGACAUUUUAAGCACUCAGUAGAGAUUGGCAAUUACAGUUAUUCGUGUUGUUCGUAAUCAUUUUGCAUGGGUGCCUAAAUAUGUUUGACUCUUUCUUUUGGGUGGGCUUGUGCAGCUUAUGUCAGGUUUAGUGAGAGUAAACAAAUGAAGACUUGAGCACUCAAAUUAGAUCAGUCUGCCGACAGUAUCUGUUGUGAUGCCUUUAACAGGAUUUGGAGAACACAAUUUUCACGAUUGGAGAAGUGAGGUUUGAGAUGGAGGAGAGUGGUUUGCGAUAUACUGACCGACAAUACUACAAUUCUGGCAUGGACCCAAACGCUGAAGAAGGAUCCAGUACCGACAAUUCGGAUGAGGAGAUUGAAUACACAAAUUUGAUGGAAGAGGCAGAAAUGCAAGAUUGUACACGAUACAGAGGGAAGCUGUAUAAGGAUUUGAAAUUAGAGGAUUUGAAGGAAGUUGAGUUUAAUAGCAUCGAGGAAGUGGACAAGUUCUACUCUUACUAUUCUCUAGCGAAGGGGUUCAGUGUAAGGAAGCAGAAGCUUGACAAGAACCGUGCGGGACUAGUCAUUAGAAGACAGUUGGUUUGCUCGAAGCAAGGGAAGCGAAGAGCCCCAAAAGAUACUAUUAGUCAUCAGCAAGGGUCGAAGGGGAAGCAGGACAAUUGUCAGCUAAGUUCAAUUGGGAAUUGUCAACAGAACUCGACAAAUAUCAGUGGGCAGAACCCUCACAAAAAGCAGUGCACUGAAACCCGACGAGCAACAAGAGUUAAUUGUCCAGCAAGUUUUGUUGUUAGGUUUUGUACCAAAAGGAGGGUGUACUAUGCCUCAGAAUUCAUAACUGAACACAACCAUGCUUUGGGUAGACCCGAGCAUCGUCAGUUUCGAAGAUCACACCUCAGGGACCGCAACCUUGCUCAGCUUAAUGCAUCAAGGAAAAUUGUAGUGAGAACAUGCCAUGCUUAUGAGUUCUUGGUACACCAAGCUGGAGGCUACGAGUUUGUUGGAUUAUACAACAAACCACAGGGUGAAAGGAAAGAAGUAGUGAUGGAUGGGGAUGCACAGUCUUUGGUAACUUGGAUGAAUUUCAAGGCAAUGCGGGACCCCCAUUUUUAUUGCAUAUUCAGUGUUGAUAAGGAGGGGAGGCUUGCAAAUGUGUUUUGGCGAGAUGGGCAGUCGUUAACCGAUUACAAUGCUUUUGGUGAGGUUCUGAUUUUCGACAGCAGUGAAAAAUGCAACAUAUAUGGCAAGCCCUUGGCUGUAUUCGUCGGGUGUAAUAACCACAGAGCCACAGUCCUUUUUGGUUAUGCAUUGUUAGUAGAUGAAACAAAGGAAACAUAUGAUUGGGUGAUUACAUGCUUUCUGACCUCCAUGCGUGGGAAAAAACCAAUUUCGGUGAUCACAAAUAGUGAUGAUGCGAUAUGCGAUGUGGUAACGAAUUUGAUACCAAGGGCUAGACACCGACUUUGUGCAUGGCAUGUCGGGAAAAAUGUGUGUCAGCAUUUGAAAGACGUGGAUACACAGAGACACUUUUUCCAUUUGAUUUUUGCUGGACUUACUAUUGAGGAAUGGGAAAUGGCUUGGCAGUACUUUGUGGCAAUGAACCGGCUGGAAAACAAUGAAUGGGUGACUAGUAUGUACAAUAAACGUGAAAGGUGGGCGGAGGCCUUUUUACGAGACCAUUUUUUUGGAGGAAUCUGCAGCACCCAACGAUGUGACAGGAUGCAUAGAAAUCUUGAAGAAGGUAUUGACCGUUAUAUGAGGCUGUAUGAGGUCUUGCCCCGGAUGGAGAAAACAAUUGAGCGGAUAAGAAAUCAGGUCCUACAGGAUGAUUACCAAUCACAGAACUAUGACCCUGUGUAUGGCAGCCACAUGCGUUGUUUGCAGGAGGAGAUUGGGAAAAGGUUCACCCAUGACAUCUUUCUCUUAAUCAAGGAGCAGAUUAAUUUUGAGUCCAAGUUUGUUAUUGGGCCGAGAAGUGUUCAUCCAAAAACUGGUGCAUCAUUGAUUUCGCUGAUGCAAUAUGGAAAGCCUGAGCGGAGGUGGAUUGUGUCGUACCAGCCUGAUGAAAGCAAUCCAACAUUAGUGUGUUCUUGCAAACUGUUCGAGUCUGAUGGAAUUCCCUGUUGUCACAUUUUUGCUGUCAUGAAAUUUGAGAUGCUCACAACAUUCCCAGAAUCGUUGGUGAAUAAAAGGUGGACAAAAGAAGCCACUGUUAAGACAGCAAUAUCGAGUUCCGGUUUGGUUAGUAACAUGUCUGUGCAGAUUGCACGGUAUGGUGAAUUGAUGGUACAGUGUGCUAAAAUCUGCCAUAUUGCUUCCUAUAGUGAGGAGGGGUACAAUGAGAUCAGAGAAGCUCUGAGCCAGCUGACCAUACGAUCCCAAAAGUACAGCGGUGAGAGUGAGUUUGAAAAUGGUGUCCAUAGCCAAAGCCAGCCCAUGAAUUUGACUCAUCACCUCGAAGAAGCCCGGGCAUUUGAGUUUUUUGCUGGGUAUGAGAAAAGUAAAAAUGCCGCUUUGGACUCCCAAAUUACUGGACUUCCAGAUUUCUUUCAAAACUUCAGGCCCUUUCCCAAUGUGUGACCACCUUUGUGUGCAUCAGACGCCGAGGACAACUAAUCUUUUGAUUCCAGUGACAUGGCCAUGAAAUUGUGCGCAGAUUUGCGGAUGGGGCAAUGCCAUGUUUUUAUUAACAAUUUUUUGUGGCUACUCCAAAUUCAGGUGUACGCUGUCAUCCAUUUUCCAGUCUGCAUUUUCAGGGGACAGGAAAUAGUUUGGCCACCUCCACAUCAUGCCGAAAACAAGCUUCACUUUAGAACAUGGAAUUGAAUUGGUUGUUGUACUUGUUGAGUGAUAACUUGGUUGGCAGAACAGUCUACAUGGCAGAAUUUAUCAUAUAUUUUGGACUCUGUAACCUUCCUGUGCUGUUUUUACUUUCUUAUUGUGUAAGAUAACAGAGAAAUGUUAGUUCUCCUUUUCGCUGGUAUAUAUGUCGGUUCACAUUCCUACUUCAA
Molecule: messenger RNA, 3618 nt
Organism: Rosa chinensis
Lineage: Eukaryota; Viridiplantae; Streptophyta; Magnoliopsida; Rosales; Rosaceae
Product: protein FAR1-RELATED SEQUENCE 5
Exons: 6
Coding region: 863-3187 (774 amino acids)
Molecular function (GO): zinc ion binding
Source: RefSeq, a predicted model, not a curated record